AUGAUCUGUGUGGCUAUCCAGAAACAGCACGAGGCUAAACAGGUGGUCUUUGCUGGUUAUUUUAUUUUUACCUCUGACACUACUAGUAGUACUACUACUUCUACUACUAUCUUUUACUACUAUUUUCUCCUACAACAUUGUGUUAUUUCUGUUAUAUCUCUUCGUUUUUCUUUUAUUUCUUUUAGUUCUAAUCCUUCCUCUUCUUCUCCUUCACCUUUUUCUUCUUAUUCGUUUUUUUCUAUUCUUCCUUUUCUAUUCAGCCUCCUCCAGGGGCAGAUAACCCUCCUCCUCCAUCUACUUCUUUUUCUUCUAAUCCUCCUUCUUUUUCUUCUUUUUUCAAUCCUCCCCCUCCUCCUCCUUCACGAAUCCAUUUUCUUUUACUUCUUCUUCCCAAAUUCACCUCCUUAUUUCUCCUAUAAUCUCUCACACUUAUAUCAUCUCCACCUUGUCUCCUUCAUAUUUAAAGUCUUUUCAUCCUUUAAUUCUUUCUUCUUUCCAGCUCUCUUCAUCUUUUUCUUUACCUCUUUCUUUUUCUUUUGCUCCUCCUCCUCCUCCUUCUUCUUCUUCUUCUUCUUCUUCUUCUUCUUCUUCUUCUUCUUCUUCUUCUUCAAAUCCUCUUCGUUCUUCUCCUCAUUCGGAUGUUUUCAAUUAAUUUACACAAGUAUGUAUUUGCCCCAUGGUAUUCUCAGUAUCCUUAUGUAG
Molecule: messenger RNA, 702 nt
Organism: Acanthosepion pharaonis
Lineage: Eukaryota; Metazoa; Mollusca; Cephalopoda; Sepiida; Sepiidae
Source: the annotation of a GenBank genome assembly